This is a messenger RNA of Adelges cooleyi (spruce gall adelgid), 2718 nucleotides long. It is a transcript of the gene Tusp, whose product is annotated as tubby-related protein 4. Gene Ontology annotation, molecular function: protein binding. The record is from RefSeq and is a predicted model, not a curated record. The transcript is spliced from 12 exons. The coding region runs from base 150 to 2459 and encodes 769 amino acids. Lineage: Eukaryota; Metazoa; Arthropoda; Insecta; Hemiptera; Adelgidae.
UAGUAUAUUAUUUAUUUUUUGACAUACGUCCAGAUUUGGGUUCUGAAAUCUGAAUCGUUAUGUAAUUUAUUUUUGAAUAUGUUUUAAAAUUCGUUUGUUAAAUGUCUUAGACAAUUUAAAACAUGAAUAUACUUUGAGAUAUUAAGACGAUGCACAUAAGGUUUGAGAAAAAUGCCAACACAAAAUGUGACAGCGAAAUAUUGUCCUUGUCUUGGAUGGGAAGGGUUCCAGAUAAUGCAGAAGAAGAAGGGUGGAAUUUAGAUGGUCGUAAUUAUUAUAAACAAGGGUGGCUAGCUACGGGCAAUUCUCAAGGUAUUGUUGGAGUAACAUUCACUUCAGUUAGAACAAUAUGUGAACCAUCAAGUGAAAGACUACCUCUUCGGACUAAUUAUAAUUUAAGAAAUCACCAUGCUAAGGUUGUUCUUGUGAAAUGGAAUGAACCCUACCAAAAGCUAGCAUCCUGUGACAGCUCAGGUGUGAUUAAUGUUUGGGCUAAAUUUGACUGUCGUUGGAACGUUGAAUUAAUUAACGAUCGUAAUACAAGGGUUACUUAUUUUAGUUGGUCCCAUGAUGGUAGAUUGGCACUCAUAUGUUAUCAAGAUGGCUUUGUUUUGGUUGGUUCAGUCACCGGACACAGAUAUUGGUCAUCUAUGUUACAUCCAGAAGGAACAGUUACUUGUGGAGCUUGGUCUCCUGAUGACCAGCAGGUUUAUUUUGGAACAAGUAAAGGUCAAGUGAAAGUUUUAGAUAUUCACGGUAUUCCUGUUUCUCAAGUAAAUUUGGCCGAUGACUCUGGAAUAUCAUCAAUGGCGUGGUCCUGCGAAAAGUUUUGCAUGAACGAGAGACAAAGGAAAUCAGAUUAUUUUUUUAAACAUAUGCUGGCGAUAUGUUGUAAAAAUGGUUCCAUUCAUUUAAUGCGACGGUAUGAUGAUCCAGCUACAAUACUCGUACGUACAGGUUUAUGUCCAAUUUACAUGGAGUGGGCCAACUCAAAAGAGCUCUUAUGUGUCGCUGGUUCAGUACCUGGAAAGCCUGGUAAUAAUAUUGUGAAAAUUUACUCAGAAGUUGGUCAGCUUGUUUAUUCAAUCAAUAUACCUCCAUCACAGAUGGAAGUAACAGCUGUGACAUGGGCACAUAACGAUCGAAGAAUUUUUAUAGCAACAGGACCUGAAAUUCAUGUUGCUUGUGUAUCAGCAUCAAUCCUUCCGCUUCAUAUACUAUGUGCAUUACGCCUUUAUGAUGAAUCUAUGUUCCCACCCAAUGAAUUACUUCCUAUUUGUAUCCAAGAUACAUUAGCUGCUAUAGCUUCAUCAACUAUUUAUUGCGAAGUGCCAAAGUUGUCAGAUUUAAGACUUUUUGUGAGUGGUUCACCCAAAAAUCGUCUUUACUGUACUGUUGUACAACAUGUCAAUGGCCCGGAACCUACUCCACCGAGCACAGUUUGCUAUGUGUUGUAUAUGGAAUAUCUUGGAGGUCUAGUACCAUUACUUAAAGGGAAAAGAACCAGUAUUUUGAAACCAGAAUUUGUUAUAUUUGAUCCUCAAGUUGAUGAUGCCACCUACAAUAGUGCCCAAAUAACAUACAGUCAAUUUGGCUGGGAAGACUCUGAGUCCAAUAUUUGUUCAAGUCCUAAACUCCAUCGCAAAAAUCGCCAUAAAUACCAUAAAUACCCUGGCAGUAAUAGUCGUCAACUACAACUAAACUGUUAUACUGAUGUUUUACCAGAAGACUAUAGACUAGCAGAAGUAACGGCUAAUGUUUGGGGUACAAAGUUUCAUAUUCGCGGUCUAUGUGAUGAUUUAACCAAAAAAUUGGGUCGUGUGUCAUAUCGUACUUCGAUCUUACACUUGCAACCACGACAAAUGACACUUUCUAUUGUUGGCGAUGGACAGACAUUAGAGGACGAAACACUUUCACCUCAACAGCUUCAAAGGCGACGUAGUUGCAGUGUAGGAUCGUCAAAUCCAAAAUUGUCUGUUUCCAGAGUAUUGGAGGAUGCAAAGGUAUCGGAAACAUUUGCACACAGUUUACCAGCUAGUCCCGUUGCAGCCAAGAAGAAAACAGGAUCUCCAUCACAAAUCAGAAAGCGAAUAAUGAACUCACCUUUGUUCUUUCGAAAAGUACUCAGAACACAAAUUGAACCAGAUUUUCAGAACUUGGAAACAUUGCAAAAGUCUCAAAUAAAAAACAAAAUUGAUAUGUGUAAUAAGAAACAGCAAUUUGUUAUGCAAAACAAAGCUCCUAUAUGGAACGACUUGACUCAAGUGUAUCAGUUGGACUUUGGGGGCCGUGUCACUCAGGAAUCGGCAAAAAACUUCCAAGUUGAAUAUAACGGCAUACAAGUGAUGCAAUUUGGCCGUAUUGACCGCAACAAUUUUGCUUUAGAUUUUCAAUAUCCUUUUUCAGCCGUCCAAGCGUUUGCUGUUGCAUUAGCAAGCGUCACCCAGAGGCUCAAAUAAAAUUAUACACUAAGAGAGUGUGUUUAAUCAAUAAAUAAUUUAUUUAUAAAUUAUUAUAAUAUUGUACAUAUACCUAUAAAUUAUUUGCAGGUUUUGUUUUAUUAUGUUUAUCAACCUGCAAAUGAGAUAUAAUUCGUAAAUCUUAUUUUAGCAAACAUAGUGCAAUAUUCUUAAUUAGGGUUCCUCUUUAGGUCUAGUCUUAUCACUUUAACUUUUUUGUUAUAAAUGCAUAACACUUGAAACAGCUUUACUGAAUAUU